AUGCUGUGGAAUCUGCUAGCUGUUCGUCAGAUUUCCCAGAGGACCAUUAGUACUGCUUCACGCAGGCAGUUUGAAAAUAAAGUUUGAGAGAAACAAAAGCUAUUUCAGGAGGACAAUGGAAUUCCAGUGCAUCUAAAAGGUGGGGUAGCUGAUGCCCUCCUGUAUAGAGCUACCAUGAUUCUUGAAGUUGGUGGAACAAUUGAUGCCAUAUAUCAGCUGGCUAUGGCUUCAUUUCCCAAGAAGCAGGGUUGACGUCAGUUAUCCUCCCAGCAAUCAGCUGGUUCAAUUUCAUUCAGCGCUCUAUGGACCAGUAAGCUGACAG
This is a messenger RNA of Eptesicus fuscus (big brown bat), 322 nucleotides long. RefSeq names its product cytochrome c oxidase subunit 7A2, mitochondrial-like. Gene Ontology annotation, biological process: mitochondrial respirasome assembly; mitochondrial electron transport, cytochrome c to oxygen; regulation of oxidative phosphorylation. NCBI's taxonomy places the organism in Eukaryota, Metazoa, Chordata, Mammalia, Chiroptera, Vespertilionidae. The record is from RefSeq and is a predicted model, not a curated record.